GAAGUAUUGAAAGUUGUGUAGGGUGAUAGGAAGCUCAGAGCAUGAAAAAGUGCAGUCGCCUAAACCUACCGCAUGGUCGCACGACAAACUAUGCUGAAGACACUUGUCCGUUUCCACUGAACGGCUUCAGAUACUUCGCGUCCAGAGCGCACUCUGGGUUCGUUUUCAGUCGAACCGGCAGCUGAACGGCAGACUGUUGAUUUUGACGACAUUGCCGGGACUUGACAGAGCUCCUGACGGGGAUAUGCGCCUUUGUGGAACCAAGAGACUGUCGGCAGCAGCAACUUUGUUUCCACACUGACUAAAUCAUAUUGUGAAGAAGAAACUCUUAGCGCUCUCCAAGCGUUUCAAACUGCAGCACGUGUAGGAUUUUCGUGCGCAAUUAAAAGUUGAGACUGUUGUAGUGAGUGUGCAUGGGCACAGACCUGACUAUGGUGGAGCAGACACACAUCAGCAACAACAGCGACGUUCUCCCCGGCGAGUCCACUGAUUCUGGGGAGAUGGACCUAGACAUGGACGCCUCCCCGACUCCCGGCUCUCCAAACUCGGCUGGGGAUAAAAUGGACAUCGCCUGGUGCAAAACCCCAUCGGGACACAUCAAGAGGCCAAUGAACGCCUUCAUGGUUUGGUCGCAGAUAGAGAGGCGCAAGAUUAUGGAACAGUCGCCGGACAUGCACAACGCGGAGAUCUCCAAGAGACUCGGCAAGCGCUGGAAACUUUUGAAAGACAGCGACAAGAUCCCCUUCAUCCGCGAGGCCGAGCGUCUGCGGCUCAAGCACAUGGCAGACUAUCCAGACUACAAAUAUCGACCUCGGAAGAAGGUGAAGUCAUCCAGCGGCAAGACUGGGGAGAAGACGGAGCGCGUGAGCGGCAGCCCCGGCGCGAAAUCUGCAUCCAGAAAGAGCUCGAAAACUCUCAGCAGGACGCACAGAAAGUCCACGGCGCUGGAGCUGACCUCCCACUCCGUCCCGGCAGACCACCACACUCUUUACAAGUCCAGAUCCGCCGCCAAACAGAUCCCCGAGAAACCAGCAAAGCGCGGGCAUGCGUUCGGGGGAUGCAGCUCCGAUAGCAGCCCGCCCUCUGUCGCCGUGCCGGCCAGCCCCACUCUGAGCAGCUCGGCGGACUCCAUUGAGUCGCCGAGCCUCUACGACGACGGGCACGCGAGCGGAAAGGAAGACUUCAAGUACACCCGCGCGCCGUCUCCGACGCCCUCCGCUUCGCACUCGUCCUCCUCGCAGUCGUCCUCAUCGGAUGAGGAGUUCGAGGACGAGCUGGCGGACCCGAGUCCCGGCUUUGACAGCUUCAGCACCUUUGGCACCGCGCCUCUGGACAGAGAUUUGGAGUUCAACUUUGAGUCAGGCUCCGGCUCGCACUUUGAGUUCCCCGACUACUGCACCCCAGAGGUGAGCGAGUUGAUAUUAGGGGACUGGCUCGAAUCGACAAUAUCAAACUUGGUGUUCACUUAUUGAGCAGAUUGAAGAAUGACUGGGGGGCUGCAGAAUCCUCCGAGACGAGUCAGACAACAAGUCAACGACAUGAUUCCUCGUGUUUAUCAUGCAUCAGAUACUGUGGGUUCUCAUUAUCCACUGACAAGAGUGCAGAUGAAAGUGCUUAGCUUGCUCGUUUGGUGCUGGAAGGAGGCGCGCUUUGGACGCAGACGAAGCAUUGCGCGGUGGCGAGUUCACGCUGUGCGCCCUCCUCGACUUUAAAAAGGGACGUUUUUAAACAGAAGACAAGUCUGGUCAUAUGCUUGUUUCGAUGGAGGUACUGAAUGGAGAGCACGCGAGCGAUGAUUCGUUUGCUCGCGCUUGAGGUUGUUUACCAGAAUCGUGUGUUAGACCAGCAUCGCAUGCUUUCAUUACGAUUUAAGGCUGAGAAGCGUAACUGGUGUUGAUUCAUUGAAACUAAAUGGCAGCGCCAUAUGAGACGCAAAAAAAAAACACACACACAA
This is a messenger RNA of Carassius carassius (crucian carp), 1954 nucleotides long. RefSeq names its product transcription factor SOX-4-like. The record is from RefSeq and is a predicted model, not a curated record. Bases 414 to 1472 code for a protein of 352 amino acids. Gene Ontology annotation, molecular function: DNA-binding transcription activator activity, RNA polymerase II-specific; RNA polymerase II cis-regulatory region sequence-specific DNA binding. Gene Ontology annotation, biological process: cell differentiation; positive regulation of transcription by RNA polymerase II; anatomical structure morphogenesis. NCBI's taxonomy places the organism in Eukaryota, Metazoa, Chordata, Actinopteri, Cypriniformes, Cyprinidae. The transcript has a single exon.